This is a messenger RNA of Coregonus clupeaformis (lake whitefish), 2266 nucleotides long. RefSeq names its product sialidase-1-like. NCBI's taxonomy places the organism in Eukaryota, Metazoa, Chordata, Actinopteri, Salmoniformes, Salmonidae. The record is from RefSeq and is a predicted model, not a curated record. Gene Ontology annotation, cellular component: membrane; cytoplasm; lysosome. Gene Ontology annotation, molecular function: exo-alpha-sialidase activity. Gene Ontology annotation, biological process: ganglioside catabolic process; oligosaccharide catabolic process.
GUUUAUGGUUCACUGAUCUACCAAAGACAGUGCAGCAUAACGAGUUGGAAGUUGUUUUUGAUAAAAAUGUGUCUGUUUGCCACUUUCACGAGGUUGGAGUAAUAAAAUGUUGGACUACUUAAGACGGCUCGAAUCUAGAUUCCCGGAAGUCUGUGGCUUUACAGUGUAGCAGUUUUUUUUGCACUGAUUCCACAGUAUCACAACUUUCUUUGUCAAAGAGCCGAGAGAAUACCGAACGGACCUACCAGCAUGGUUGCAAGGGCUGGUUUGAUGGGGCUACGAAGCCGACUCGCAGUGCUUUUCUCGGUUGCGCUAUCUCCGUGUCUAUGCACUUCUUUUGGCCAGAUUUACCCCCUGGUCUAUGAUGAGCAGUUGCUGUGGGUGAGUGGCGGGGCGGGGCAGGUGAGCACCUACCGGAUCCCCCUGCUCUCCUUCACCCCCAAGGGCAGUCUGCUGGCCUUCGCUGAGGCCCGGAAGAAGUCUGCCAGUGACGUGGGGGCCAAGUUCCUUGCCAUGCGACGCUCCACAGACAGAGGUGCCACGUGGUCUCCCACCUCCUUCAUAGUGGACGAUGGCUCACUGGCUGACGGGCUGAACCUGGGUUCUGUGGUGGUGGAUGAGGAGACUGGCUCUGUGCUGCUGAUCUACUCUCUGUGCUUCCACCAGUACCAGUGUGACCCCGCCAGUAUUAUGCUGGUGGAGAGCAUGGACGACGGUCUCAGCUGGAGCUCACCAAGGAACCUCUCGGUCCAGCUGGGAGUUAAGAACUGCCCCGGGCCCGGCUUUGGCAUUCAGAAGCACUACCCUCCUGCUAAGGGGCGUCUGGUGGUGUGUGGACAUGGCACCCUGGAGGGUGACGGGGUCUUCUGCAUUCUGAGUGACGACCAUGGACAAAACUGGAAGAAUGGCGCCGCGCUGAAGAGCAUCCCCUACAACCAGCCCAAACAAGCCCUGGACUUCAACCCAGACGAGUGCCAGCCUGUAGAGAUGGAGGACGGCAGCAUCGUCAUCAACGUGCGCAACCAGAACAACUACCACUGCCGCUGCCGCAUGGUGGUGCGCAGCCUAGACGGGGGUGAGACUCUGCCUGUGGAGCAGCUGGUGUUUGACUCCACCCUGAUAGACCCAAUGGUAGCGGCAGGGGCGCUGCAGAAGGAGGGCGUGAUGUACUUUACCAACCCAGCUGACAGUACCCACAGGAUCAACCUAACCCUGCGCUGGUCUCUGACCAAUGGCACGUCGUGGGAGAAGAAGGCUGUCCAGAUCUGGGCGGGCCCAAGCGGCUACUCCUGCAUGACAUCACUUACGAGCGGCGGCGCGGAGGACAGGAAGUUCAUCUUUGUAAUCUACGAGAAAGGCCACCAGGACUACGAUGAGACCAUCUCCUUCGCCAAGAUCCACCUCUACGGUGGAUUGUAGUAGAGUAAGGCUGGGAGGGGACUAGGUAGAGUCUGCCUCUAACCACUGGUCCAGGGUCAGGGUCCGUAUUCUCAAAGCGUCUCGGAGUGCUGAACUAGCAUCAGUUUAGCCUUUUAGAACAUAACGAAUUAGAUUAUAUAGACAGGGGGACCUGAUCCUAGAUCAGCACUUCUACUCGGUGACACUUUUUGAAUACGGGCCCAGAUAUUUUUAUCUGCUUAAUAAUGGUUAUGGUUAGGGAAUUUAUCCUAGAUCUGUGGUUAGGAGCAGGUUCUACGUCCAGCUGGGGAGGGAUGUGGGGGAGGGAAAGGGAAGAGGAUGUUGAAGAUUCUCUCAGGAAGGAGGACUCAUGGGACUUUGCAGCACCACUUUGUUUUGAUAGGUGGAGGGAGACAUGGAGAAAUACAAACUACUGUUUUAUUAUACCAAGAAUGACAGUUGUGUGCCACUUUAUCCUAAGGUGGGCUUUUAAAUACAUCAGGGUUGUAUUCAUUAAGGCACACCGCAGCAAAACGUAGCAAAACAUUUUGCAACGGAAAACGGAAAGUUCAGGUAGUCCCUCCCUGUUUUAGUCUGUUUUCCUCCAUUUGGUGCCUAGUAUACAUUUAUUAGUAUGGCCCAAGCAUACUAAUAAGGGUCCUUUACUGAAGCUAUGAUAGUCUGUAAUGAUUGGUGGGAUGUUGGUGUAGCCACGCUUCCUUUCUGUUGAGGCUCCCAUAGCUGAGAGAGGGGGGAAGUCUCCCACCCAUCUCUUUUAUUUUGUGAUGUAGGGAAGGAAAAUGUUUAGGGGGUUACAGUGCCUUGCAAAAGUAUUCAUCCCCCUUGGCGUUUUUCCUAUUUUGUUGCA